Leptopilina heterotoma is the source of this 798-nucleotide messenger RNA. RefSeq lists its product as uncharacterized. The transcript has a single exon. The record is from RefSeq and is a predicted model, not a curated record. NCBI's taxonomy places the organism in Eukaryota, Metazoa, Arthropoda, Insecta, Hymenoptera, Figitidae. Bases 216 to 767 code for a protein of 183 amino acids.
UUUUCCAGCCAAUACAGCUGCAUAUUGCCUUAUAAUUCACGACCGCAUUAUACAGUAUACACCAAUCAGCGGCGUUGUUAAAAAAGUAACGUGAUUGGUAGAAAUAAUGACCAAUCAUAGACGACAUCGGUAGUGGGGGUAUUUGGAGUGGUGGGGGAAAGGCUAUAAAGAGAGCGUCUCUCUAAGGCUUGAGCCAUUAUUCUAUUUCAGAUACCAUGGGGUACGUCGUAGAUAUUCAAUGCUUCAAAAGACCUUACAACGAGUUUGUCAUCAAAGAGUUGGCGAUUCUACCACUUCAACAAGAUGCUCAUCCAUUGGUCUACCUCUUCGAGCCGCCAUAUGCCUGGAGCCGAUUACCUGCAAGAUACAAAUGUGAGAAUCGAUGGCUUACAAAUAAUUAUCAUGGUAUCGAUUGGGCUGCUGGUGACGUAUCUUAUGAAAAAUUACAACCUAUAAUAAAAGAAGUAUUAAUAGGUACACCUACUAUUUAUGUAAAAGGUUUAGAAAAACAAAAAUGGUUAGAAAAAUAUACAUCAAAUGUGUUUAAUUUAGAUGAUUUUAAAUGUCCGUCGCUAAAAAGUUUCAGUGUAGAAAGUUCAUCUACAUGUACAAAUCACACACGUAGCUUUAGCAACUGUGCUGUGAAAAAUGUAUGUAAUCUACGAAAUUGGUUGAUACAACCAUCGAAUGUACUACGAAAUAAUAUAGAAAAUAAUGAUGAAGUUGACAAUGAUUGUACAUUGAAAGAUUUUUAUAAUGAUUGUUAAAAUUUCCUAUAUAAUGAAUAAAUGUAUUAAA